UGACUUUGGACGGUCCUCGUGAAUAGGUCAUGGACGACUGCUAUUACUACCAUGUCAGUCCCGCAUCAAUUUCUCUUGAACAACGUGAUUCCUUAAACUCCCGAUUUAACAACCGAUUCUCUGUUUUGGUCAGAUUAAUGGUUCACAACUCGUAAAGCUGAGUUCUUUAAUCUGGGUUUCUGUUAAAAAAUGGAACUUGGGCUUGUGGAGUUGUUGAGGGCAGCUUGGAUUGCUGGGACACUGCCUAUACUCAUAGCUUCACUGCCAUGUUCCUGGCUGGGUUCAUUUCAUGGACUUGUUUUGGGGUUUGCAAGGAGAGGAAAGAUCAUGAAAUCAUCAUCUCAUCACAAAUUCACUGUUCCUCAAAGAUUCUUUUCUCAUUUCUAUGUGGUGGCUGUGGUGUGGACUACUCUCUUGCUUAUUGCAACAUGGAUUUAUGCGCAUAGAAUGGCACCGAUUGUUUCUGAGCCGUUUUUCUACUCUGAUUUAGGCAGCUACUUGGCAGGACGUUCAAACACCUUUUCACUUCAUCGAUCACAGCUGAUUAAUUCAGAGAAUAUAUUCAGGGUUUGGCUUUCUGUGUUUCUGCUCCUGUUAAUGGAAGUUCAAGUCUUGAGGCGUCUUUUUGAGACGUUAUAUGUAUUUAAAUACAGCCCCUCAGCUCGGAUGCACAUUUUCGGCUAUCUUACUGGUCUAUUUGAAGUGACGGAGUUCAUUGUUAAAGACAGAAGCUCAAUGCAAGCCAUUGAAUUUGAUUGGUGGGACUUUGUUAAUCCUUUUUCGAAGCUUGGAUGGUGCCAAUGGAUUGGUGCAGCUAUAUUCCUUUGGGGUUGGAUUCAUCAGCAUCGUUGCCAUGCAAUUCUUGGCUCACUAAGGGAACAUGUGGGAAAGGUUGAUGAAUAUGUAAUACCCCAUGGUGAUUGGUUCGAGAUUGUUUCAUCUCCACACUAUUUGGCAGAGAUUGUUAUAUAUGCUGGCGUAGUUUUUGGUAGUGGAGGGGCAGACCUCACCAUUUGGUUGCUUUUCGGAUUUGUGGUGUCAAAUCUGAUAUUUGCAGCUGCAGAAACACAUAGGUGGUAUCUUCAGAAAUUUGACAAUUAUCCAAGCAACCGUGUUGCAAUUAUUCCAUUUGUAUGUUGAAAUUUCAAAGAACACGUUUCCCAUUGUUGCAUGUAGUUGCCAUCAUGGCUACCACAAAUUCUUGACAUGUGAUGAGAAAAUUUUCCUAGAGAAUCAAAUUAGUUUGAUUGGUGA
This is a messenger RNA of Populus nigra (black poplar), 1254 nucleotides long. Its product is annotated as polyprenol reductase 2-like. Gene Ontology annotation, biological process: dolichol-linked oligosaccharide biosynthetic process; polyprenol catabolic process. The record is from RefSeq and is a predicted model, not a curated record. Gene Ontology annotation, cellular component: endoplasmic reticulum. The transcript is spliced from 6 exons. Gene Ontology annotation, molecular function: 3-oxo-5-alpha-steroid 4-dehydrogenase activity. The coding region runs from base 190 to 1140 and encodes 316 amino acids. NCBI's taxonomy places the organism in Eukaryota, Viridiplantae, Streptophyta, Magnoliopsida, Malpighiales, Salicaceae.